Messenger RNA from Monosiga brevicollis MX1, 1852 nucleotides. RefSeq lists its product as uncharacterized. Lineage: Eukaryota; Choanoflagellata; Craspedida; Salpingoecidae. The coding region runs from base 54 to 1541 and encodes 495 amino acids. The transcript is spliced from 4 exons. Gene Ontology annotation, molecular function: proton-transporting ATP synthase activity, rotational mechanism; ATP hydrolysis activity; ATP binding. The record is from RefSeq and is a predicted model, not a curated record. Gene Ontology annotation, biological process: proton transmembrane transport; proton motive force-driven mitochondrial ATP synthesis.
GUGGUCAGCAUCAGCCACUGACCCAUUUGGCAAGCUCACCCUAACAGGCCACCAUGCUUUCCCGUGCCGUUCUCAGCGCCUCGCGCGCGCCCGUCGUCUCUGGCAUCGCUGCCCGCCACUAUGCGGAGGCGGUUGCCAACGGCAAGAUUGUGUCAGUCAUUGGUGCCGUCGUCGAUGUCAAGUUCGACGAUGGUCGCCUGCCCCCCAUCCUCAACGGUCUUGAGGUGGCUGGCCGUGAGCAGCGCCUUGUCCUUGAGGUUGCCCAGCAUCUCGGUGAGAACACCGUCCGUACCAUUGCCAUGGACGGUACUGAGGGUCUGGUCCGUGGUCAGCCCGUUGUCGACACUGGCGACGCCAUCAAGGUGCCCGUCGGUGAGGCCACCCUUGGCCGUAUCAUGAACGUCAUUGGUGAGCCCAUUGACGAGCGUGGCCCCAUCAAGGCUGACAAGUACGCCCCCAUCCACGCUGAGGCUCCCGAGCUCGAGGACAUGAAGACCGAGGCUGAGAUCCUUGAGACCGGUAUCAAGGUCGUCGAUCUGCUCGCCCCCUACGCCAAGGGUGGCAAGAUUGGUCUUUUCGGUGGUGCCGGUGUCGGCAAGACCGUGCUUAUCAUGGAGCUGAUCAACAACGUCGCCAAGGCUCACUCCGGUUUCUCCGUGUUCGCCGGUGUCGGCGAGCGUACCCGUGAGGGUAACGAUCUCUACCACGAGAUGAUUGAGGGUGGUGUCAUCCAGCUCGAGGGUGACUCCAAGGUCGCUCUCGUGUACGGCCAGAUGAACGAGCCCCCAGGUGCUCGUGCCCGUGUCGCUCUGACCGGUCUGACCGUCGCCGAGUCCUUCCGUGACCAGGGCCGUGACGUGCUUCUCUUCAUUGACAACAUUUUCCGUUUCACCCAGGCCGGUUCGGAGGUGUCUGCCCUUUUGGGUCGUAUCCCCUCGGCUGUCGGUUACCAGCCCACUCUGGCCACGGACAUGGGUGCGAUGCAGGAGCGCAUUACCACCACCACCGUCGGUUCCAUUACCUCGGUCCAGGCCGUCUACGUGCCUGCUGAUGAUUUGACCGAUCCCGCCCCCGCCACCACCUUCGCGCAUCUUGACGCCACCACUGUGCUUUCCCGUGGUAUUGCCGAGUUGGGUAUCUACCCCGCCGUCGAUCCCCUUGACUCCACCUCGCGUAUCCUCGACGUUUCCGUUGUCGGUGAGCGCCAUUACAAGACCGCCCGUGAUGUCCAGAAGAUCCUCCAGGACUACAAGUCGCUCCAGGAUAUCAUUGCCAUCCUUGGUAUGGAUGAGUUGUCCGAGGAUGACAAGAUGACCGUCGCCCGCGCUCGUAAGAUUCAGCGCUUCCUCUCGCAGCCCUUCGAGGUUGCCGCUCCCUUCACGGGCCAGCCCGGCCGCCUUGUGCGUCUCGAGGACACCAUUGACGGCUUCCGUCAGAUCCUUGAUGGUCACCACGAUGACAAGCCCGAGGUUGCCUUCUACAUGGUCGGUGACAUCAACGAGGUCGCCACCAAGGCCGAGUCUCUUGCCCAGGACGAGUAAAUUGUUCCUCUAGCGCAUAGGCUUUUUUGUGCUCCUCUACUUUUUUUACCUUUUCUUUCUUUCCUCUCUUCCCUCUCCGCUCUCGCGCCUUUGUUUUGCCUCGGACAGUCGGCUUUGUUUUUCUGCGGGGGUUUUUUCUCUGUUCCUGCAGUGCCAAUGAUGACCGCUUCCCUUUAAAUUGGCAAAGCCAGUGUUUUGGUAGUGCGACCUUCUCCCAUUCUUUUGCCUUGGUUUGCUCCUUUGCCUUGUCGUUCAGCUUUGAACCGCACUGGUGCUUGAGUAAAUCUCCUCUCAAAUUAACAAAAAUUUUG